CUAGUCAGUAGUUUCGGUUCUCAAACAAAACAACUUAGCAGUGAAAAUGUUUGUUAAGAUUGUAGUAAUUCAUGCAAUUAUAACUAUUGUUGAAAUUUACUUAAAACUUAAUUCUUAAUUAGAUUGAAAAUGAUGUUUCUUCAUGAUGUUUAAUAUUAUCAGUAACACAUUACCACUACGCCAUAAAUAUUUUCUGUGUGAAGUGAGAGAUAGAAUAGAACCACUCCUUAAAGGCUGACCGGCAUAGUUUAUUACAGCCCAUUAUCAAUAAUAACAAUAGUUACUGAUUUAAAUAUUAAUUAUAUAACAAAUAAAAAAUGGAGUUCCUUUUAUGUUUGGAGUUUUUGGUUGCAUUUCUUAUAAGACUUUGGCUUAGUUUGUCAGACUACAAACAGGUUAUAUCUGAUAGAGUGGAAAUUUCCACACCUCUCAAUUCGUGGAAAAGAGUAACAGAAGGAGUGAUGCUGUACAAUGAGGGGACAGAUCCGUACAUCGGAGACAUGUUUCAUGAAACUCCACUGGGACUGGUUAUCUUUCACUGGAUGAUUGUAAAUAUUCCUCGAUGGCUGCAUUUGGUGUUCAUAUGUUGUGACUUGAUUACCGGCUAUUUACUGUAUAAGGCAGCUAAGAAGUGCAUGGCUGACUUGCUGGUGCGCCAAAGCAAAGACCAGCACAAGUAUGCUCCUGGUGUGGAGAAGCUGUUGUUAGUUGAGGAAGAGUUACGUAUGGCUCCUAUAUACGUUGUGUCUGCAUAUCUCUUCAACCCCUACACAAUACUGAGCUGUGCUGCCCAGACAACCACUGUCUUUGCGAACCUCUGUCUUGGAAUCUUUUACUACACAAUGUUGCACGAUUGCACUUGUAGUCGAGACAAAGCAACCCAAUUGUUUGUGGGCUAUCCCUGGCCCUGUCAACACUACAGUCACUGUAACCCGGUCACGCUGUUGGUGCCUGCUUGUAUCUUGACAGCACAAUCCCACCCAUCAAACAUGUCAGGACAUGUCCUGCUGCUAGUUGCGUUGUUUCUAGCACCUCUGCUGGGAUUGCUGUAUCUUUGCCACUGCAUCAAUGACAGCUGGGCAUUCCUCUAUGCCACAUAUGGGUUUAUCCUGAACAUCCCAGACUUGCGUCCCAAUGUCGGGCUCUUCUGGUACUUCUUCACAGAGAUGUUUGAACACUUCCGGGCACUGUUCAUCUGCGCAUUCCAGUUAAAUGCGGGUCUGCUGUAUGUGGCACCGCUGUCACUGCGGAUGUACCGAGAACCUGUACUUCUGGCUGCCAGCCUCACAGCACUAACUGCUGUGUUCCGGUCGUACCCCAGCGUCGGAGAUGUAGGCUUCUACCUUGCCCUGCUGCCGAUGUGGAAACAUCUCUUCCAUUAUAUGCAGCAAGGGUUCGUGGUCGGCUGUUUCUUCCUGGUGACGUCUGUCCUAGCGCCUGUUCUCUGGCAUCUAUGGAUCUAUAGUCGCUCUGCAAAUGCUAACUUCUACUUUGGUGUCACUCUGGCGUUUGCCACUGCUCAGAUAUUCUUAAUAACGGACAUCCUGUUUGCCUACAUCAAGCGAGAGUUUGCCCUGAGGAACGGGCUGAAGAGAGUUAUCGACGGGGAGGAGGCUAAGCUUGUCCUCGAGUGAACCACCAACAGACUACAAGGCUGAGAUGAUCGCCAGACCAAAGUGUUCAGUGCCAAGGCACACUAGUUUACGUUUUAUAAGUGUAAGAACUUGCUUCAUUAAUGUGAAACAAUGACUUUUGCAUUUUAUGAACUGUGAAACAAAACAUUUGUAUCCGAAUAAGAAAUAUAAUUAACUCUCAAAACUGAUCUAAUAAGUUCUUAGAGCAGAUUUCUGAGUCAGAUUUAAUGAACUCUAGAACUAAGAGUAGAUAAACGAAGAAUUAAAUAAUGUUAGGAUUAAAAUCGAGUUUCUGUUUAGCUCCAUAAUGUAACUCCAUAACCUGAGGAUUAGUCUUUAACUAAGUUUUGUUUCACACAUAAAAAUCGCUACCUUGGGCUUAAUUCAAUGUGAGGUAUGAAACCACAGAUUUUCAGUUUUGUUGGUUGGCAACAAUCCUAGAUGCAGAUUCCAUGGCAGGCUUUACAACUGAACUGUUAUUUACCUGAUUCGACCUUGUACUGACUUGCCUACCUACCCCAAUGGUGUUAGCAGUCAGUUUGUAGUGUCGUGAGAAUUGUACUGGUCAACCUCCAUAUUACCUAAUUGUUCAUAGUCUGCAACAAUACAAGUAUUUUAAUUCUUCCACUGCCAUUCCUUCUAAUAUGGGUGAGCAUACUCACAAAAGUAAGUAUAUCAACCGAUCCAAGAAAAAAUAUUGUCUGAAAACAAAAUGUAAUUCUCAGUAUUAUAUCAGACUAGCAGUAACCCCUUCCACACACAAUUUCAUUUUGACA
This is a messenger RNA of Homalodisca vitripennis (glassy-winged sharpshooter), 2410 nucleotides long. Its product is annotated as phosphatidylinositol glycan anchor biosynthesis class U protein-like. Lineage: Eukaryota; Metazoa; Arthropoda; Insecta; Hemiptera; Cicadellidae. Gene Ontology annotation, cellular component: GPI-anchor transamidase complex; membrane. Gene Ontology annotation, biological process: protein localization to cell surface; attachment of GPI anchor to protein. The record is from RefSeq and is a predicted model, not a curated record.